Messenger RNA from Rhinichthys klamathensis goyatoka, 8177 nucleotides. It is a transcript of the gene stab1, whose product is annotated as stabilin 1. Gene Ontology annotation, biological process: cell adhesion. The record is from RefSeq and is a predicted model, not a curated record. Lineage: Eukaryota; Metazoa; Chordata; Actinopteri; Cypriniformes; Leuciscidae. Bases 311 to 7981 code for a protein of 2556 amino acids. The transcript has 69 exons. Gene Ontology annotation, molecular function: hyaluronic acid binding.
UGCAGUGGAGGAAAUCCGGUGAUUUUCCUGUCAGGAAAAGAUGUUUUUCUCACCCUUACUCUAGCUUGAAGCCGCUAUGUGGUCAUAUCAAACCUCUCUCACUCUGUGUCAAGCUGCUCAACAUGCAAAUCCUUGAAAGCACAUGAGCAAAAAGGUCUGAAGAGGUUUUUCUGGAGAUGUUUGAAGUCGAGAUAUCCAGUUGUGUCCUGUGACUGGAGAUUGUGGCCGGUCUCGGGAGAGGCUUUUCUGUUUGUGUUACAUGUUUAUCUGACAACUUUUCAGGAGUUUUUCUUGUUUUGAGGAAGCAGACAUGUCUUAUCUUUUCAUUUUGGGACUCACGGUACUGUGGACUAUACAGAUUCAAGCCGCCUCUAAUCGCUGCGAUUCACCCGUUACAAUCCUGAACAAAACUCCCUGCACAUCCUGCGCUGCCGCCGCCGCCGCCGUCUGCCCAAGAGGGUUCAGGAAGAUCACCAAGAGCCCCGAAUUCUGCAAUUAUGUGGUGGAAAUCGGGGAUCGUCAGGUAGAGCAGCAAGGGUGCACUCAUACCUGUCAGGGGGUUUCGACAGUCCAACAGUGCUGUCCGGGCUUCUGGGGGCCCCUGUGCUUGCCUUGCCCUAGCUGGUCAGAAAAGACGUGUAAUGGUUAUGGUACAUGUGAUUCUGGAAAAUUAGGAAAUGGCACCUGUGUUUGUGAUGAGGGAUAUACAGGUUUUGCGUGCCAGAACUGUUUGAAUGAGAAUGCCUAUGGAGACCACUGCCGUUCAGAGUGCAGCUGCGUGAAUGGAAAGUGUGACUCAGGACCCGAAGGGAAUGGCGAAUGUUACUGUCAGCCGCCAUAUGUAGGACCAAAGUGCGAUAAAGUUUCUUCAUAUUGUCCAAGCUGCCCGGCCUACUCGUAUUGUAAGGGAGACGACACAGGCGCCGUGUGCGAAUGUCUGAAGGGAUACAAAAAGAUCGGACAAGCGUGUAUAGGUAUGUGUUCGCCAGGAAUAUGUGACGUGAACGCUAAAUGUUCAUUCAGCGGUGGGAAGUUUCAAUGCGAGUGUGAAGAGGGAUUCAAGGGAGACGGCAAUCACUGCGUUCCCAUCAACCCCUGCGACACUAAUAACGGAGGCUGUCCUGUGGAGUCCACCCUCUGUGAAUUUACAGGCCCAGGGAAGUCGAAGUGUGUGUGUUCGCCCGGAUCAGAGUCACCUGACCCGUCCAAGGGUUGCAAGCCAAAGCCUGUCUGUACGCCGGGUUCAUGCCACAGCAGCGCUCGCUGCGAGGUGAACUCCAACGGCUUGCCCAGAUGCCGCUGCACCGCUCAGCAGAUUGGCGAUGGCAGACGUUGCUAUGGUAACCUCAUGGAAAGAGUUCUGGAGCUGGACAGAGAGGGCAGUCAGGCAGGAAACCUCACUGGAAGCAUUCGCCUCUUUGAGCAAGCGUGCGAGUUUACUCUGAGCCAACACGGCCCGUUCACUGCGUUCAUUCCUGUGGGGCAGAAUCCAUUCCAAACACUUGUAGGAAAAUCCUCCAGCUACAUCCUGAAUGCAGUGUGUAAAAAUCACCUCAUCCUUGGACAGAAACUUUACAGUGAUCUGGAGGGGAAAGAUAUGUGGAUGUACGGAGGAGAAAAGAUCAGAUUUAAAACAAAAAAGCGCUUCAUCCUGAUGAGAGAUCCAGACGUAUUGUUUACUGUACUAGAGAGCGACAUCCCAGCUUCCAACGGAAUAAUUCAUAUUAUUGACAAGCCCUUUACUCUUACUCAUAUUGAAUCCUCAAACAGCAACAUGGAGUUCUCCUCCAAGACCAUCGGGGAGAUUUUCAGAGAGGAUGAAAGGUUCAAUCGAUUCCUGUCUCUGGUUGAUAAUUGUGGAGCCCUGUUACCCAUUAGAGGUUCAGGUCCUCUUACAGUGCUUGUUCCAACCAACAAAGCCAUAGACAAAUUCAGAGACGGAAGUCUUAUGUACAUGCUGAACGAUGCCAAACCAAAGCUUCAGACGCUUCUGAAACACCAUAUGUUCUCCCUGGCCGCUAUCACUGUGGACCAGCUCGCCAGCAUGUCUGAGAUUACGACCAUGGCCAAUGAGAUCUUAAGGAUCAAUGCCUCUGAGGAUGGAAGAGUCUUUUUGGGUGAUAAAGGAAUACUUCUCGAAACGAAAGACAUUGUUGCGGCCAAUGGAAUCAUUCACCUGAUCGAUGGAGUUCUUGUACCUUCCUCCAUAGUUCCCAUAAUGCCCCAUCGUUGUGACAUUAAUGGGAGCAGGAUCACAUUUGGUUCCUGCGUCCGAUGUAGCCAUCUCUAUGAGACACAAUGUCCACCUGGAAGUGUUGAGCUGACAGGUCAUCUUAAAGGCUGUGAGCCACUUCCUGAUCGCCGAUGGUCGUUCUCAGUCUUCGAGGAAGGCUGUGCUAAAUACUGCAACAUUACUCAGAUGACGCCGCAGUGUUGCAGUGGUUUCUAUGGGCCGGACUGUAAGCCGUGCAUUGGAGGUUUCCAGCACCCAUGUUAUGAUAAAGGGACUUGUUUUGACGGCAUCUAUGGAAACGGCUCCUGUAAGUGUGAACCAGCGUUUAAGGGCGUAGGGUGUCACCUCUGCUCAGACCCCAACAAACAUGGAGAUAACUGUGAUGAAGAUUGCAGCUGUGUCCAUGGCGUCUGUGAUAGCAGGCCUGGCAGUAUGGGGCUGUGUAGGAAAGGAUCCUGUCUGGAGGGGUUUUCAGGGGACCUUUGUGACCAGACCGCCACCCCUUGCAAUUCAGACGGCGUCCUUGAGCACUGCCACCUUCACGCCAAAUGUGUCUACAACAAUGGGCAAACCAUGUGUGUUUGUCUGCCUGGAUACGAAGGAGACGGUUACACCUGCACUGAAACCAAUCUCUGCCUCCAGCCUGAGAGAGGAGGCUGCGACGUCAAUGCCAUGUGUACGUACGAUGCUGGAAAGGUGAACUGUGUUUGUAUGGAAGGAUGGACCGGUGAUGGGAGUUUGUGUGUGGAGAUCAAUAACUGCCUGCUGGAGAGCCGUGGUGGAUGUCAUGAAAGUGCAGACUGCUCCCCGACUGCGCCAGGACAGAAUGAAUGUAGCUGCAAGAAAGGCUACAUGGGAGAUGGCAUCGUCUGUAAAAUCGUCAACCCCUGUUUGUCAGAUAACGGAGGCUGCCAUUCUCUGGCCACAUGUAAAUUGAAGAGUCCUGGAACGCGUGAAUGCACAUGCCCAAGCGAAUACGAAGGUGACGGACUCACGUGUUAUGGAAACAUACUUAUGGAGCUAGAUGGAAAUUCUGUGUUCUAUAAUUUCAAUCGCUUCCUUCAAAGGCACAAAGUGAUUGAGAGUGACAGCAGAGUCACGGCUUUGGUUCCAUCUAAAGUUGCUUUCAAGAACCUCAGCAAUUCAGACGAGACUUUUUGGUUUGAUUAUUACAGGCUGCCUCACCUUCUACAAGUUCAUUUUUUAGAGGGGAUCUACACCACUGAAGACUUACUGCAGCAAGUUGGUAAAACAGUCCAGACUAUAGGAAAGACUAAAUGGGUGGUGCAAAGCAACGGCAGGGAGCUCAUGAUCGGCAAUGCUACCAUUAUUGUCCCAGACCUCAAGGCAAUAAAUGGGUGCAUUCACAUUAUUGACACGGUUCUUCGACCCGCUCUAUCUGAUUUACCUCCACUACCUCCCACUUUGAUGAAGAUCCUAAACAACACACCUGAAUUCAGCCUUUUCAGGCAGGCGGCACUGCUUUACGACUUGGAAAAAAGUAUCCCAACCAGAGAUUACACCAUUUUUGUCCCGUAUGACAGUGCCAUACAAGAGUACCUGAAUAAAACAAACUCUACACAACUGAGCAAAGACAUUGUAAAAUAUCAUGUAAUUAUAAGCGAGCAACUCUUUCCUGAACACUUGGGCGAUGGACUCUUCAAAAACACGUUUUUGGGAAAUGGCACUCAGAUCAUGUUUUAUGUGGACACUGAUAAUCAGACAAUGGCCAAUGACGUUCCCAUAAACGGAAGCUUCAUUGAGACGAGGCAUGGCACAGUGUUCGGGAUCCCACGUGUCUUAGACCUUCACAAGAACCACUGCAGUAAUGACGUGAUUUUAAAAACUUCUGGCCGCUGUGGAGAUUGUACUGCUGCACCAAAAUGCCUCUAUAAUGCCAAACCUAUACAGCCAAAGUACCCUCAAAAUAUGAAGUCAAACUGUAAAUACAGGACAAGAGUUGGAAAAAAGAGAACAAUGGUGCCGGGCUGUCACAUUGAAUGUUUGAGAACAACAAAGGACCACUCCUGCUGUCCAGGAUAUUUCGGGCAUGAUUGCUCCAAAUGUCCUGGGACUGUGGAUAACUGGUGCUCCAACAACGGUCAAUGCCAGGACGGGCUGUUCGGCAGCGGGGAGUGUCUCUGUAAAGAGGGCUUUCAUGGAACGACCUGUGAGAUGUGUGAACCUGGGAGAUAUGGAAAAGACUGCAAGUCAGAAUGUCACUGUGACCAUGGCAAAUGUUUGGACGGUAUGGAGGGAAAUGGGCAAUGCAUUUGUUUCAAAGGUUGGAAGGGAGUGAAUUGCUCUGUUGCGGUAGUUGAUGAUGCCUGUGGUGGAGUUUGUGAUGUCAAUGCUAACUGUAUCUCAGGAGGUUCAGGGACUCGUCCAACUUGUUACUGCAGCGCUGGUUAUAAGGGUAAUGGGACUUUUUGCAAAGAACUUGACCCAUGUGCCACAGAAAAUGGAGGGUGUUCCACAAAUGCAAACUGCACAAAAACAUCGCCCGGUGAAAGGAGCUGUGCAUGUAAUGCUGGCUUCGUUGGUGAUGGGGUUGUGUGUCUCGAAAUGGACGCCUGCUUAGUGGACAAUGGAGGAUGUGACAAAAAUGCUUUAUGCAUGAAAGUUGGACCAAACAGGGUUGCAUGUGCAUGCAAGCCUGGUUUUACUUCCUAUCGUCAUAUGUGUUUGGCAGUUAAUCCUUGUCGGAAGAAUAAUGGCGACUGCAGUAUUAAUGCUGUUUGUAGAUACCUCGGUGAUGGGGAACGUAAUUGCACAUGCUAUAUUGGCUACAAAGGAGAUGGUUUUAAGUGUGCAGGGACUGUCAGUAGAGAGCUUCUUCGUAUUCCCGAGGCAUCAUGGUUGCGAAUACGUUUUGGUGUAAUGAGAGUCCGAGAUUUGUACAGCCAAGGACCUUUCACUGUGUUUGCUCCUCAUGCAGAUUAUGUCGCUAAUUUUUCGACUCCACAGGUUGAAGCAUUGAUGAAUUCAAGUCACAUGUCAGACCUGCUGCGUUACCACAUUGUCAGUUGUGAAGAAUUGCGUGAAUCAGACCUCAAAUCUGUUAAAGAAGUUGUCACCAGUAGUGGAUAUAAAUUACGCUUCAGCGUUAGAGAUGGUGUUGUGUACAUCAAUGACAAUACAAAGAUCAUCACCAGUGACGUUGAGUGCUCCAACGGAGUCAUACAUUUUAUAGACAAGGUCCUCUUUCCGGAUGAACUAACGGGCAAGGCAGAUAUCAACACUACUUUGAACAUUACAGCAGCUGCUGAACAAUAUGGCUUCAAAAUCUUCAGCAAGCUCCUGCAGGAUGCGGAACUGAUGCAUGUGGUGCAACAUCAACCCUUUUACCCAUUCACCAUGUUCUGGCCAACGGAUGACGUUUUUAACAGACUCCCUGAGGAUAGAAAGAAAUGGCUGUACAGUGAAGACCAUCGUGAUAAACUACAAGCCUACCUCAAAGCUCACAUAGUCCGCGACCAGAGUGUAGUCGCUGUUGCUCUUCCUGCUGAGAAAAGCAUGGAAACAUUGAUUGGUACUGAGCUCACCUUCAGAUGCAACAAAGAUUUAACGGGCGACAUCUUAAUCAAUGGAAACAAUGCCAGAAUCGUAGCGCGAAACAUGCGGUUCGUUUCAGGAAUCGCUCAUGGGAUUGACCAGCUUCUGGAGCCGCCGAGUAUUGGCGCUCGCUGCGAUGACUUCGCAAGCAUAGAGAUAAAGGGACUUUGCGGUUCUUGCGGUGUGCAACACCGUUGUCCCAUCGGAUCAGAGGACACAAACAGAACUAGCAUUUGUAGACGACCCUAUUCACCUUACAUGCACAGACGGCCCAGUUAUUAUGGUUUGUACUCGUAUGGUUACGGAUACAACUCCUACAGAGAUUGGCUUGGCUGUAAUCGGAUAUGUACGAAAAUGACGUGGGAUGCAAAGUGCUGUAAAAACCACUUCGGAAGAGACUGUCAAGUGUGUCCUGGUGGACUCGAGGCGCCGUGUGGAGAGCAUGGAGACUGCGAUGACGGGCGCACCGGCACAGGAAUGUGUAAAUGUCACACAGGUUUUGUUGGCACAGGCUGUGAGCUGUGUGAAAAGAAUCACUUUGGGCCGAACUGCACAGCAUGUAACUGCACCCGCAAUGGCAAGUGUGAGGACGGUCUGGAUGGUGAGGGCAGCUGUUUCUGUCAAGAGGGGUGGACUGGUAAAUACUGUGAAUCAAAAAUCGAGGUCAAGCCGGUCUGCUCUCCCGCAUGUGGUCUCAACGCAGUAUGCCUCCCUAAUAAUCAGUGUGAAUGUGUGCCGCCCUAUGGAGGAGAUGGCAUCAACUGCACGGCUCCGGAUCUUUGCAGUGAAUAUAACGGAGGCUGCCACGGAGAAGCAGACUGUUUGCAGACCGGUAUCAACAUCAACUGUUCCUGUCGGACCGGAUACUCUGGAGACGGACGCAUCUGCGUGCCCAUCAACCGAUGUGUAGAGGAGGCCAACGGUGGCUGCAGCGAUUUCGCAGAAUGCCUUUUCACCGGACCUAACAAGAGGCGCUGCGAAUGUCUCACGGGGUACGUGGGAAACGGAAUCCAGUGCUUGGAGAAAGUGGUGCCCCCUGUUGACCGCUGUCUGGAGGACAACGGCGGCUGCGACCCCAAAGCGAUGUGCAAAGACCGUCAUUUCCACACAAAAACUGCAGGUGUUUUCCACCUGCGCUCUUCUGAGGGGAAGUAUAAACUGGAUUUCAUCCGAGCACAGGAAGCUUGUAAGGCUGAGGGAGCCACUCUUGCUACGUUCUCGCAGCUGUCUGAUGCGCAACAGUUGGGAAUGCAUCUAUGUGUGGCAGGAUGGAUUGACGGGAAGAAAGUGGGCUAUCCGAUCCGGUUUCCCUCUGCUAAAUGUGGAGACAAUCAAGUCGGUAUUGUGUUGUACAAAGACCCAGUCGACGCCAGUUGGCCGUACGAUGCGUACUGCUACAGGAUGAAUGAGGUGUCUUGUGAAUGUGGACCUGGAUACGUUGGAAGCGGGGGAUUCUGUAAUGGAGACUUGGCCUCGGUUGUUGCCUCCACUUCCAAUUUUUCAGUGUUUUACACAACUUUACUGAAGUACGCCGAGGAUGGAGAGGAGGGCAAGAACCUGCUGAAGUCCUUGUCCGACAAAUCAUUAAACAUUACAGUUUUUGUACCUCGUAACGGCGGUUUCUCUGUAAACAAGACUUUAUCAUGGAGGGAUUUGCAGUAUCAUAUAUCUAGCAUCAAUAGUCUUCUCUACUACGAGGACAUGAAGCACAACACUGUAAUCCCGUCUCGCCUGGGCUCCGACCUCAUUGUAACGAUUCCCUCCAAUUCCACCAGUCAGGCCGAGAACUCUCAACCCCAAAAACUGGUGAAUAAGAAGCUUAUAUUGGACUGGAACAUUCCAGCCAUCAAUGGUCUGAUCCAUGUCAUAGAUGGGCCUUUGAGAGCUCCACCUGUUCCAGUGCCAGCAGUCCUUCCAAUCUCACAGUCCAGCGGUGUCGCAGUGACCACUGUGCUGAUUAUCCUCGCCAUUGUUGGGAUUGUCGCUGGGUUUGCAUACUAUUUCCUCAAGCACAAGAAUGAUGCCUUUCGCUUCCAGUACUUUAAGAAUGAUGAUGAAGAUGGUGCUUCCUCCAAAGGUGGUGGAAACCCUGCUUUAGUAUCCAUCCCAAACCCUUUAUACAGCGGCCACAGGGCAUUUGCAGAACCAUUUGGGGAUUCAGCCGCUACAGACACACCCAACCUCCUCGACUAGCACAGACAGCAGCGUCGACCUCCUCUCCUUUUGUUUACCUGCUAUCAGUCAACUACUACAGACUACUUGGCUGGAGGAAGUUGCCACAACACUUUUCUAUAUGGUUGAACCUAAAAAUAAAAGACCCUAAUUACGUCCUAGACAACAUAAGCCUACCGUGCUGCUUUCAGUUCAAUAAAGACAUCUGGUAAAAACA